UGACUCCUCCCGAUCUCUCCUCCUCCGGCGGCGGCGGCUCGUCCUUGCCGUGCACGCAGCUCCUCCCUCUCCCCACUCCAACAGCGGCGGCGCCAGCGAGGAAGAUGGCCGACGGCGAGGAGCACCAGAAUAAGCGCCUGCUGACGGCGAGCGGCGUGGGCAGCAUCAACAAGAAGGCCAAGGCGCUCUCCAGCGUCACACUGAAGGAGGAAUCGGAGGGAGUGGUUGCCCAAGGCGGAAGAGCGUCACACCGCGCAAGAGGUGUGGUCGCGGUCGCGGAGCAGGCCAAUCCACCCAUGGAGCUGCCGCGGAUCAUCAACAUCGGCUUGCAACCGCAGCUCCUUCACUGCGCCGUCACCGAUUGCUCCCGUCCCCUCAAGCCCCCGGUUUUCAAGUGCGCCGCCGGGCACCGCCUCUGCAACAACUGCCGCGGCCAGGGCCGUGCGGGCCACUGCCGCAAGUGCGGCCGCGACACCACCUUCGUGUACUGCGGCCCGGACCUGGACGUCUACAUCGGCGGCGCCAUGGUGCCGUGCCCCUUCGUGGUCUUUGGCUGCGGCAGCUCCGUCGCCUACCACGAGAUGGACGCGCACCGGGACGCGUGCGCGUACGCGCCCUGCCGCUGCCCGCAGUGCCCCUUCAUGGCGUCCCCGGCCGUGCUCCGCGACCACCUCGCCACCCACCACGCCUGGCCCGUGCACGGGGUCCCGUCCUACGGGGCGCACUUCCACGUCGGCGCCGCCGUGUCCGAGCCGCCGCACCGCCUCCUGGUGGUGGAGGGCGACGAGCAGCGCCUCUUCGUGCUGUCCGUGCGCGCGCGGGGGGCGGCGGACAUCUGGGCCGUCUCGCUGGCGUGCGUCAGGGCCAGCGCCAAGGCAGGGCCGCGGUACGUGUACACCAUCUGGGCAUGCCCGCCAACAAGGGAGCGCAGCUGGGUGGGGAUGGAGGCGGACGUGCCGAGCUGCGCCGUGCCCGGGGCCGCCGUGGAUGAAGGGAUGGCGCUGUGCGUCCUGCCGGAGUUGCUGGUCGGGCCGUCCAAGGAGAUUCAUCUUAAAGUCCGCAUGCGCGUGGUCCAGCCAUAGAUCCAGGCAGUGGCCUCCAGCUUCGCGGCGCUGUGCUAAUUAAUCGCAUCAUCAUCAUCUACCAAACUUUUUAUUAGCUUUGAUCGUUCUUGCAACUUGCGGAAUUUCAGGCGUUGGUACAUGUAAUUUGAUUGUUUCUUCUGGAUUAGACAGUGGCUGCAAAUGUAGCAGCUCA
Molecule: messenger RNA, 1257 nt
Organism: Sorghum bicolor (sorghum)
Lineage: Eukaryota; Viridiplantae; Streptophyta; Magnoliopsida; Poales; Poaceae
Product: putative E3 ubiquitin-protein ligase SINA-like 6
Exons: 3
Coding region: 105-1082 (325 amino acids)
Molecular function (GO): zinc ion binding
Source: RefSeq, a predicted model, not a curated record